Messenger RNA from Ilyonectria robusta, 1296 nucleotides. RefSeq lists its product as uncharacterized. Lineage: Eukaryota; Fungi; Ascomycota; Sordariomycetes; Hypocreales; Nectriaceae. The transcript is spliced from 2 exons. The record is from RefSeq and is a predicted model, not a curated record. Bases 379 to 1224 code for a protein of 281 amino acids.
CUGCAUUCCUGAUGGGCCUCAUGUUACUACUCUCUCUCUCUCGUUGGCUCGUAAUUUUAGUGCUCGUGACCAAAGAAAUGCACGCAUGAGCAAUGAGUAAUGUUGACCUAGACACCCUCAAAAUCCAUUUUAUCCAUGUGAAUGUAUUCUGCCUGGAAUAACCCCCCAUUCGAUACAGUUCAACGCAGUCUCUUGUGAGCAUGCACCUUUGCAGUAGCUACGAGACUCCUCAAGCGUCAAGUCAACACCUUCAGUUCAAGCCUUGCAAUCAGUCAAUUGCCCCUGGAUGAGUGCUUACCCACGGUGUUUUCAGUCACUGCCCUAGCCUUGCCACCAUCUGCUUGAGAAUCGCAUCAACACACAAUUGGUGGUAUACUCAUGACCCGGCGCCAGCGAAAUCCGAAUCGGCACUGUCUCGAAGGGACCGAGUUCGAUAAACACAAGAGCCCGUUCUUCGCCCCUCAGCAGCGGCAUUUUACCAGCAAAUCGGAACAAGAGGUGCGAGACGACGGCACCGUCGCAGAGCGAUCGACAGAAUCAGCAGCCGAAUGUCAAGAGAUUUCGUCAAACCCAAUGACUCGCCUUGGUGUUUAUCAAGCGCUUCGAUCUGAAGGACAAGAUCCUUUCCUUGCUAGGGCGACAGUGGAACAAGGAAGCAAAUUAGAAUGCUCAGAGAUCAGUGUUGAAACGAAGCGCCUCCUCGACAACAAACAUCUCACUCGCGAUCGAAAGUCGCGCGCACUGCACUCGCCGACACGGCGCAGCUCGAAAUUGCCUCCGAGAUCGACUACGCCGAGCACGCCUGCGAAAACCAAACCUCACCGAGACGAACGAAAUAUAAAAGGCGUAUGUAUGUGGGGAGAAGACGGCUGGCAGGGAGUCAUUGCAAAAAUUGAUCCUAACGCUGAAGAAUCGAUCCUUGAUGACAGGACAGCGAGCGCGCUCGGAUUGACGCUGCAACCGAUGCCUCGACAAAAAGCCAAAAGAGUACUGCUAGCCAACUCGGAAGACUCUCACCCACAAUACUGGGCAAAAAGUGUUCGCUUGAAGGUUGCCGACUUUCCUUCUCUGUCAGUCGACAUCACCGUUGCACGCGUUAGCUGCGAGCCUGCGAACGUGGUCAUAGGUCGACACUUGUUGAAAUUGCUGGAAGAUACGGAGAACAGGAGCGCAACAGGUAGUCCACAACCGGCAAUCUGGGGGUCAAUUACCUCUCUGUCCUGAUGUCAAUACUUCCACUGACUCAAAAUGUAAUCUAGGAGAUGCUCUAUACCCCCUAGUAUCCGGUCCGACCAA